CCGGUCCGGGCUCGGACCAGGAGUCCAGGAUGCCGUGUGGAGACGCGGUGGCCGUGUGGGACGUGGCUCUGAGCGACGGCGUCUAUCGGGUCGAGUUCGCUCACGGAACCACCACUGGAAAACGGGUCGUCUACGUCAACGGGACGGAGGUGAUGAGGAAGGACUGGAUGUUCAAGCUGGUUGGGAAGGAGUCGUUCUCGCUGGGCGGCGCCGACACCAAGGCCACCGUCAGCAUCGAGGCCGUCGGCGGCUUCGCCUACCAAUACUCGCUGACCGUCGGCGGCAAGAGCCUGCAGAAGUUCAUCGACCACAGAGCCAAGACCACCAAGACCUGGGUGGUCCGGGUGGACGGGACGGACUGCAGGGUCGUCCUGGAGAAGGACACCAUGGACGUCUGGUGCAACGGGCAGAAAGUGGAGACAAGGGGAGAGUUUGUGGACGACGGCACAGAGACCCACUUCACCCUGGCAGAACAUUCCUGCUGCAUCAAGGCCACAAGUGGAGGCAAGAAGAAGAACGGCAUCGACCACAACCUGCUGCUGGACGGACUCAAGGUUCCUGCUUCCUCCCAGUAGAGCCGGACCAGAACCAAUAGAACUGGACCAGAACCAGUAGAGCCGGACCAGAGGUUCAGACAGACCCAGCAGGGGGCGCUGUGGGAUGGCCUCACAGAUGUGGGACUUGUUGUUUUUCUUUUCUGACUCUAACAAAUAAAGCUGUAUCUCCUCUGCCGGUAUUUU
Molecule: messenger RNA, 740 nt
Organism: Xiphophorus maculatus (southern platyfish)
Lineage: Eukaryota; Metazoa; Chordata; Actinopteri; Cyprinodontiformes; Poeciliidae
Product: fas apoptotic inhibitory molecule 1-like
Exons: 4
Coding region: 30-575 (181 amino acids)
Biological process (GO): canonical NF-kappaB signal transduction; positive regulation of neurogenesis; negative regulation of extrinsic apoptotic signaling pathway via death domain receptors
Source: RefSeq, a predicted model, not a curated record